Messenger RNA from Aplysia californica (California sea hare), 3796 nucleotides. RefSeq lists its product as uncharacterized. Gene Ontology annotation, cellular component: plasma membrane. Gene Ontology annotation, molecular function: G protein-coupled receptor activity. Lineage: Eukaryota; Metazoa; Mollusca; Gastropoda; Aplysiida; Aplysiidae. The transcript is spliced from 2 exons. Bases 695 to 3796 code for a protein of 1033 amino acids. Gene Ontology annotation, biological process: G protein-coupled receptor signaling pathway. The record is from RefSeq and is a predicted model, not a curated record.
AAACAAAAAACAACAACAACCAACGAACAAAACAAACUAACUUGAAACUUAUGUAUCCAAUCAAAACAAAAUUCCCACAAUGCAAUGGUGACUAGUUGCGUAAGGUAUAAAAAUGCAAUCUGCGGAGCUGGAUUUAAAAAACUUUGUUUUCAGUUGUAGAAAAAGAUGAGAGCAGGAGUUACUACGAAUUUUCCUUUGGGAAAAGAUCUAUAUGUGACAUGUUCGAAGUCGAGCAAAGUGGGAAAAUCAGAGUUGAAGUUCGUGAAGUGUAAAGUGGUACAAUCUCUACUGACUCCGAAUCAAAGUGUGGUUAUUCCUUCGAGAGUAGGUAUCACCCUUUCAAAGAAACAGUUUGAACAAUUGGUGAAAAAUAUUCCUUGUAUCCAGUCGUGUAUGGAUUCUUUAAACGAGGGACCGAACGAGGACCCUAACAGUUGUGAUAUGACUCUCAGUGGAAACAUUUCGAGCUUUUACAGUCGAUGGGAUACAAACAGGGACCAGCCACCGAGAGAAUGAUUACGAGUGGUCAGAAGUGUCAGUGAUUUUUUUCUUUUCCUUACUAUGCUCGGAGACCAUGAGUGAGAAUUAAAGGAAUAGAAAAAUUCCCAUGUUUUCUGUGGUUUAGUGUGUUUACGUGUAUGUAUGUGAGGUGUGGUCAUUGGUGUUUGAAGAAGAAAAAAAACUGUGUGAAAAGAUGGAUUUGAACAAAAAACAACGAGCACAUUUCUCGGGAGAAGGAGAAAGGCGAAAACGUACUUCACAGGAUGGUGAGAAUACUUUAGACGAGAGCAAACGCUCAGGUAAGAAACCACGUUUGGUGUUAAAAUUGGUGAGAGGGGAAGAUGCUGAGUGGGAGGUACAACAACCCCAACUACAACCGCUCGAGUUAGUGCGAGAAGAGGAAGAUUCUCGUUUAGAGGGAGCUUUACCCGCUGUUCAACCUCAUCUGAGACAAACAUACAAGGACAACUGGUCAUCGAUUAAAAGUAGAUUUAAAGAACCUACACAGAACAAAAACCACGCUUUUUACAACAUCAGAUGGGAAACACAAGACAAACCUCAAGAUUGGGAAAGUGUUUUGAGGAGUAUUUUUAAUCGCCAAACCAAGCGCUUUAAGAUCAACUACAGUCAUAGUUUUAUCCUGUAUAACCGUGAAUUGGAACAAUACAGAUUCUACCAUGCCUCUAACAACGUAGGUCGAGUGUUGGAAGUACCACGUCACAUUAACAAUUUUGACAAUUUUAGGGACUUCAUGAAGACAAUCAACAAUCGUGACAUAUUAGCGUACGCGAUUAAUCAUCGUCCGUCAUCAAAAUGGGUUGUAUCGAUGAUUACGAGCACGACGUUUUUUGUUGAUUCUAUACGGGAUUUUCCUAUCGGAUGUUGUUUUACGACUCCAGUACCUACAAAAAUAAGAAACAGUAAGGGUAUCUUUGUAUUGGAAAAGGAUCAAAAAAGUGGGAGAGUCUACAACGAUCAACUCUGUGUUUUCCGAUGUUUAGCUUUGGCAAAAGGAGCCUCUCUACAUUCCAUCAACCGACCAGCUAAAGAACUGAAGAAAAGUUGGGGGAGGAAAACCGUGAAGCUCAGUAACUUGGUAAAACUAGAAGAACAUUUUAAUAUCAACAUAGAUGUUUUUACCUUUGACAACGACGAGGAUUGCCUUCAACCACAUGUAAGAAGUGAGCGUCGAUACACGGACACUAUGUACGUUUUAUUUCAUGAAAACCAUUUUUGUUACAUCAAGGACAUAGAUAGACUAACACAUUCAUUUGGCUGUUCGAAAUGUGGGAAGUUAUGGAAAAAAAAAGCUCGUUUAAACAGACACGAACGGUCGUGUAACGGACCAACAGGACAACAACAAGUCUACCCCGGUGGUGUUUAUCAAAUACCACAGACAAGUCUUGAAAUUCUAAAAGAGAAUGGGAUCAAUGUAGAUACAAACUUUAUGUAUCCUUUUAGAGCUGCCUACGAUUUUGAAGCAUAUUUCAAACAGACGGAUAAAAAGUCGGACAAAACAAAAUACACCGCGGAACACGUCCCCAUGUCUCUCUGUAUUUGUUCUAAUGUACCAGGUUUUACCAGUCCUAAAUGUUUUGUUAGUGAUGGAGACUCACAAAAGUUGGUAGACAGAAUGGGUGAUUAUCUAGAAGAAAUUGCCGAUAAAGCUUACACUCUUUUAAAAGAAGACUUUGCUUCUGCUUACGAGGAGAUUUACAAUAGGAACGAUACGAAGUUACUCAACGUGUUGGACAAUUAUCUUCGUCAAGUGCCAGUUGUUGGUUAUAACUCAGGGAGGUAUGAUAUAAAUCUGAUAAAACCCUAUUUCGUUAAACGGUUCGUACUCGAAAAGGAUGAUGAUGAUGAGGAGGAGGAGGAGGAUGAGGAGAAGGAGGCGGAAUAUAAACCUACAAUCAUCAAAAGAAAUAAUGAUUUCAUAUCCGUCCUCACAAAAAAAUUCAUUUUCCUGGACAUUACGAACUUUUUGGCCCCUGGUUUUAACUAUUCUAGAUAUUUAGCAGCAUACGGCGUGUCUGAGAAAAAAGGAUUUUUUCCUUAUGAAUACAUAACUGAUUUAAGUCAGCUUAAAGAGACAGCGCUACCACCCAAAGAAGCCUUUUACAGCUCGUUGAAGAAUUCUCACAUUUCUGAUGAAGAUUACACCUACUGUCAACAAGUUUGGAAAACAGUCUGCUUCCUUAUGGAGGCUUCAAACUAUACUCUGACUCACUUCGUGACUUCAUCUCGUUACCUGCUUAUCCCGCACUUUGACGUCAUCAAGAGGGCGUUCACUGUUAUCAACUUGAGUAUUUCGUCACUUGGGAUAGCGACUAACGUCUGUAACAUUGUCGUCUUCAGUAAAAUUGGAAUCUUCGAGAACGCCACCAGCGUUUCUUUUUUCGCGCUCUCCCUCACUGAUCUGACCUACUUACUCCUGUACCUCGGCUCCCUGCUGGUCAACGUUCUGAAUUACCUGAACGUCCGUUUGAGAGUGCCGUAUGUCUACCUAUCGUUCAGUUUCUUAAGCUACUCUCACAUGGCCUACAACUGCUCUAUAGUGAUAACGGUGUAUCUGACCGUUCAAAAGUGUUUCUGUGUGGCCCUACCCUUCAGCUUUCAGCAUGAGUUCACGAGAGGUCGGGCUGUCGCCGCCAUAUUACUCCUCGUGGUUUUCAUCGCAUCCUGGUUCGUCCCGGGCUAUGCCACAUUCGGACUUGAGGAGAAGUGGGACCCUCGCUCCAACACAACUCGGGUGGUUCUAUGGUUCGGAGAAAACCGACGACAAAUCAUGGAAGCUUUUGACGCAUUUAUCCAGAACGUUCUGCCUACCGCCGCCCAGAUCAUCAUCAUCGUCUGUCUAACGAUCAUUGUAAUCAAGAUGAGAGAGUCCUCCCGCUUCCGGGGCUCAACAUCACGAGCAGGAAAUGACGACCCCACCUCUAAAGGACAAUCCGGUGUUAAGAAACCAAGUGUUCACUUGUCUGGGCGGAGUUUACAAGCGGUAAAGUCUACAACCUUAGUGGCCGCCAUGUUUGUCGUCUGCAACUUACCAUCUGUGUGCGUGACGUAUGCUACGUUCUUGGAGCCAGAAUUUAACGACUUCCGUCGUCUGGGCUACCUGUAUGCCUUGUCAGGAUCCGCUCGUCUCUGUCUAUUUGCCGCCUGUUCCUCCCUCAACAUGCUCGUUUAUCUCAAAUUCAACCGCAGCUACAGGCAAGAACUGUACAAGUGUUUAGGGAGGCAGCCCACACAGACCGAAAUACACACAGACGCACGCAAGUCGACCGAGAAGUAA